Messenger RNA from Trichechus manatus latirostris (Florida manatee), 2860 nucleotides. It is a transcript of the gene USP30, whose product is annotated as ubiquitin specific peptidase 30. Gene Ontology annotation, biological process: protein deubiquitination. Gene Ontology annotation, molecular function: cysteine-type deubiquitinase activity. Bases 1 to 1554 code for a protein of 517 amino acids. Lineage: Eukaryota; Metazoa; Chordata; Mammalia; Sirenia; Trichechidae. The transcript is spliced from 13 exons. Gene Ontology annotation, cellular component: cytosol; nucleus. The record is from RefSeq and is a predicted model, not a curated record.
AUGCUGAGCUCCCGGGCCGAGGUGGCGAUGACUGCGGCCGACAGGGCCAUCCAGCGAUUUUUGCGGGCCGCGGCGGCGGUCAGAUACAAAGUCAUGAAGAACUGGGGAGUUGUCGGUGGUAUUGCUGCUGCACUUGCAGCAGGAAUAUAUGUUAUUUGGGGUCCCAUUACAGAAAGAAAGAAACGUAGAAAAGGGCUUGUUCCUGGCCUUGUCAACUUAGGGAACACAUGCUUCAUGAACUCCCUGCUGCAAGGCUUGUCUGCCUGCCCUGCUUUCAUCAAGUGGCUGGAAGAGUUUACAAGCCAGUACACCCGGGAUCAGAAGGAGCCCUCCCCACACCAGUAUUUAUCCUUAACACUGCUGCACCUCCUGAAAGCUUUGUCCUGCCAGGAAGUUACUGAUGACGAGGUCUUGGAUGCAAGCUGCUUGUUGGAUGUCUUACGAAUGUACAGAUGGCAGAUCUCUUCAUUUGAAGAACAGGAUGCUCAUGAGCUCUUCCACGUCAUUACCUCGUCGUUGGAAGAUGAGCGAGACCGGCAGCCCCGGGUCACACAUCUGUUUGAUGUGCACUCUUUGGAGCAGCAGUCAGAAAUCACCCCCAAACAGAUAACCUGCCGCACAAGAGGGUCACCUCACCCCACGUCCAGUCACUGGAAGUCUCAACACCCUUUCCACGGAAGACUUACUAGUAAUAUGGUCUGCAAACACUGUGAACACCAGAGUCCUGUUCGAUUUGAUACCUUUGAUAGCCUUUCACUAAGUAUUCCAGCUGCCACAUGGGGUCACCCACUGACCCUGGACCACUGCCUGCACCACUUCAUCUCAUCAGAGUCCGUGCGGGAUGUGGUGUGUGACAACUGUACGAAGAUUGAAGCAAAAGGGAUAUUGAAUGGGGAAAAGGUGGAACACCAGAGGACUACUUUUGUCAAACAGUUAAAACUAGGAAAGCUCCCUCAGUGCCUGUGCAUCCACUUGCAGCGCCUGAGCUGGUCCAGCCACGGCACGCCCCUGAAGCGGCAUGAGCACGUGCAGUUCAACGAGUUCUUGAUGAUGGACAUCUACAAGUACCACCUCCUCGGACAUAAGCUCGGCCAACACGAGCCUAAACUGAACGACGGCGCGGGGCCAGCAUUAGAGCUGCAGGACGGGCCGGCCGCCCCCAAGCCAGUUCUGAAUCAGCCAGGGGCCCCCAAAACACAAAUGUUUAUGAAUGGUGCCUGCUCCCCAUCUUUACUGCCGACCCUGCCGACCCCGAUGGCGUUCCCUCUCCCAGUGGUUCCUGACUACAGCUCCUCCACGUACCUCUUCCGGCUGAUGGCAGUUGUCGUCCACCACGGAGACAUGCACUCUGGACACUUUGUGACUUACCGACGGUCCCCGCCUUCGGCCAAGAACCCGCUCUCAACCAGCAGCCAGUGGCUGUGGAUUUCUGACGACACUGUCCGCAAGGCCAGCCUGCAAGAGGUCCUGUCCUCCAGUGCUUACCUGCUGUUCUACGAGCGAGUCCUCUCCAGGAUGCAGCACCAGGGCCAGGAGUAUAAGUCUGAAGAGUGACCGCCCAGCCCCAGAGCUAGAGCCAAUGGAACCGCCACACUGUUCAGGAACAAAGCAAAAUCAUACUCUGUGUGUUAUGCAGGCAGCCCCACUAGAGUCCUUCAGCCUUCCGCCGUGUUCUAAGAGCAGGCUCCACACAGGGCCAGCGCCCCGAUCCUGACCAGUCAGGCGCCCUGCACAGCUCUGCGAGCGUGCGCCCUGAGAGUGUUGUCGUCCUGGUAGGAAAGCAUCCGUUACGUCUAGGGAGCCUUUUUACCAGCUAUACAGGUAAUUAAAAAGAAAUCAAACUCCAGAGCCCUUUUUUCUAUUCUAAUAUGUUAGGUGUUUUCCGAGGGGAGUCAUACUUUGGCUAAUCCUCUGAUGUUUCAGUACAGCUCUUUUAUUUUUUAAUGAGCAGGCCCAUAAAAAUGGUUGACAAGAAUCAGUGGAGUUUAAUUUAAAGGCAACAACUUAAGAAAAAGUGCCUUUCACUUUCGACUGCUUUUGUAGCCCGUCCAUUCUGGAAAAUAGACAUGACCUAGAAGUCAUAUAAACAAUUGUUGAAAAGUUCUCUUCCCUCAGUUACUCAGCAGAGAGCAAAAGAACAGUUAAAAGAUGCCUGAAGAACACAUGCCUUCCCUUUUUGUAUGUCUUUUUCUAAUCUCUCAAUUCUUUAUAUGUGGUAAAGACACAUCUGCCAAACCGGCCCCUCGGGGAGAUUCUUUCACUACUUUGUCAUUUCGAAGUGAACUGCUUACCUGUUGCUUUUAUCUUUUGUAUAUGGACUCUAGGAGAGGUGAUUAUAUUAUAAACCUGCGUGAACAGCCAGAAGUGAGCCCUUCUGUGCAACACCUGUGCCUCCUCUGCUCCAUAGAAAACUUGUUCGUACCCUGGGAUCCAUUGUGGACGGCUGUGUUCAUCUGUUUAUUUAUUGCGCAUGGAGAGCCCUUAAGGUUGGAGCCGGGGGCUGCAUAAAAAGUCAAUCCCUGCCUUGAUCUGAGCGCUGGAUCAGGAGGGACGGGCACAGACCAGGGGGCUGCAGCUUCUCUGGACCUCAGUUUCUUCAUUUGUAAAGAGAGGGGGUUACAUUUGAUGGACAUCAAAGCCCAGCCCUUCCCACAAAAAGAAGAAAGAAGGCUUUAUUUUUAAACAUGUAGCUACAGCUGACAUCUUGUACUGCUUUUCAACUGCUCAUUUUGUUAUAUGACCAUAUUUUAAAUUUCUCUUCAUCGUUUCCAGUAGCCUAAUAUAAAAAGAAUAUAUUGAGCAUUUUCCUCCCUUUUCAGAUGUCUCGUGAAUGCAACCCAGGGCUGAAGGAAUUUUGAUU